Messenger RNA from Mytilus trossulus (common blue mussel), 1540 nucleotides. Its product is annotated as carbohydrate sulfotransferase 8-like. Lineage: Eukaryota; Metazoa; Mollusca; Bivalvia; Mytilida; Mytilidae. Gene Ontology annotation, biological process: carbohydrate biosynthetic process. Gene Ontology annotation, cellular component: membrane. Gene Ontology annotation, molecular function: sulfotransferase activity. The coding region runs from base 183 to 1478 and encodes 431 amino acids. The transcript is spliced from 3 exons. The record is from RefSeq and is a predicted model, not a curated record.
UCUCCUUAAAUAAAUGUUCAAACAUUUUCUUUACCAUAAUAAAUUAUCUGUCAUGAAGACUUAAGGUAUAUUUUUUUUUAUUCCUAAUCUCGUGAAUAUUAUUGAUGAUGUGGAAUUUGAAUUAGAUAGUCAGCAGAUGGCAAAGUUUGGGAAUAUCAAUAGUAAAGAAUUCAGUUCCAAAAAUGACAAUUAUGGAUAGAAAAUUUGCUUUAUGUUUUACAUGGAUAUGUUUAUUUGUCUUACUUAUCCUGGUAUUAAUUACUAAUUUCACAGAUAACAUUUUCUAUGGGGAACUGGAUGGACAACUGUUCUCAGGACAAACUGAAGUAUUGGACGAACAAUUGUUCUCAGAACCAGAAACAAAAAUCUCAUUGAAACGUCGCAGUUUAAUCACAGAAAAAUACAAGGAGCGACUCAAUCACUUACAACAAACAUGCCUGAACAGCACUGAUGGUUUUAAAGGUAAAGCUACGGAUUCAGAUUUCAAGUUUAAUAUUUUAAUUGACAAACAACAUAAUUUAUUUUACUGCCAAAUUCAAAAAGUUGGGACAAAAUUCAUUAAGGAUCUACUUAGAAAAUUGUCACAGAAACAAAAGAAACAUAAGAAAGACAAUUUAAAAGAUGAAUGGAAAUUGUCCGACCUGAAUUCAAUGAUGGAAAAUACUGACAAGAUCAUGUUUGUCCGUGAACCGUAUUCUAGAGUGCUGUCGGGAUAUGUUGAUAAACUUUUUGCACCUAACAAUGUUUACUGGGACAUGUCAGGACGAUCGAUGCUUAAAAAAACUCGGGAUGGCGCUAAUAAUCAUUCUUUGUCGUGUGGUCAUGAUGUUUCAUUUCCGGAGUUUGUAAAGUAUAUAAUUAAAUCUGAAAAACAGGGUCAAAAUCUUGACCGCCAUUACGCACCUUUAUAUGAACACUGUCGACCAUGUCAGAUUUCAUACGACUUCAUCGGGAAAUUGGAAUUUUUUAAGGAAGAUAUUUUGUUUCUGUUAGACUAUUUAAAUAUCAAACAUGGAACAAACAUAACCUUCAGCGAUUUUGAGUCUGAAACAACAGAAUCCAGAGCAAUAUUCCAAAGUCAAAGAUUGUUCAAUAUGCGAGAGAAACUCGAACGUUGUGUUACAUUUUACAAUGCAACUAUGCGCACAUGGAGAGAAAUGCAGAUAAGAGGUCUAAUCUCGAUACACAAACAAUUUCCAUUCGAUGCAAAAUAUACUGAAAGUCACAUGACAAAAGAAGAUUUGUUUGUCGCAGUCAAAAAUGCUAUUUCUAGUGUACAAAAUAAAAGCGAAGUGAAAGCACAGCGAGACGCAGCUUUAAUCGAAGCCUUUAGACUUGUGCCUACAGCCGAUCUUUACGCUUUACGACGAUUUUUAAAACCUGACUGUGCAUUGUUUAAUUAUGAUUCAAUGCCUAUGGAAAUAUUUGACAGACCAUAUACGGACAAAAACAGUCUUCAAUAUUUCAAUCUGUUUUAAAAUUAAGCAAUCUAUAACAUGUUAACGAACGCAUACCGGUAAAAUAAAUUUUCUAUUAACAA